GGCCGGAUACAUACAUCUGUCUGUCUGUCCAUAUGAUAUGAAGAACAUUGUGCUGCACAGGGAAUGAAUGAAUGCAGUGCACGGGUUUUGCACCACCAUUCAUUCCAUCACACACAUCCAGCGAGCUGCUCCAUGAGUGCUGAAGAACACAAUGAAGGAUCAACAGAACACCGAGUGAAGCCAACAUCCCAUCUAAACCACAGACAUCUCUCUCUCUCUCUCUCUCUUCCUCACACACGCACACACACACUCACAUAAGUGAGACCAUCGAUCGACAUGUGUCUGUCUCCAUGUGUCUGUCAGUCAUCCGUUUGGCAUGGGCGGCAGUGUGCCGCUCCGUCGGCAGUACUGGCACACCUGGUCGGCCUUAGCACGCAUCAACGACGAGAACUGCUCUAUCAUUGCCUUGCCUGAACCAAGAAACCAAGACACACACACACACACACGAGGGAGCUCCCAGAAUGUGCGUCUUGGCAUCCUUCUGGCACACCGCUUUCGAUCUCUGUGGCCUGGAACUUAUUGAUCUUCUCGAGCCUGGCAAAGGAAGGCAGAAAGGCGAAAGCACGGGGGGAUGUGAAAGAGCUUCAUUCCUCGCUUCAUCCAUUUCUCGCUCACUUGGCAAUGCGCUCCUGAAGCUCAUGGAACUCCGCCUUCUGCAGACAAGACAGACAAGACACAAAACGCAUACACGUGGAAAAUUAGGGUGUUGCCACAAGGCGGCUUACAAGUCGUUGGUUUUCCUCCUUGGUGUCCUCAAUCUGCCGCACCGUCGAUCCCCUCAUCUCACUAAACGCCUUGUCAAGCGCCUGUACACACACACACACAUGGCUGGCAGGUGAGGACAUGAUGCCUCACUCCCACCCUCCCCCCUCUCACAUACGCACGCACGUCGAUUUGCUUGACGACGUCCUUGUGGUCGCCGCGGAGCCGCAUCGCACCUGACGACUGCUGCAGCAAAUGCAUGUGCUGAAACGCGCACACAGGACGACAGGGAAGGCACAGCUGUGUACCACAGCUGACCAAUACCUCCCUUGAUAAUGAGAAUCCUUCUAAGCAUCCGUACGUGGACGACGCGAUGCAGCUGCUGGUGCAGCUCGUCAGAGGACCGCCUGGACGAGACGCUGUCGGCAGACCUGCUGCUGGGGCUGGCGUCGCUGUGCUGUCGGCCCAGCUUCAGCCGCACCAUCAUCUCCUUGUCCAUCCCGAGGGCAGGGUCAUCACUGCGCCCAUUGAGCGAUAUAUCGGGAGCGGCAGCGGCAUCAUUCAUGAGGUCGAUGAGCGGGGAUGACGGAGCAUCCGACCUGCCUCUGUAUUAAAGCAAGAAGCACAAGCAAACAGUCACGAUGGGGAGAUGGAUCAUUGUAUUGUGCCUUUAUCCCCUCGCUGGUUUGCUUACGUGCCGGUGUUUGCCUCUACGACCAAAUUGUCUACGACUGCUGGCCUGUCCUCUGGAUUCUUCUUCAUCGCUACGCCAUGGAAUGGAAGGCGAGCUGGGAAAUGGCCUGUUUGCCACAAAGACGAUGCUCUCACUGUAGCACGACGGUGGCAACGUCUCCCGAUGAUCCUCCCGAGAAUAGCAGCGCAGUGGAUCGG
Molecule: messenger RNA, 1593 nt
Organism: Vitrella brassicaformis
Lineage: Eukaryota; Vitrellaceae
Source: the annotation of a GenBank genome assembly